AUGAACAAUUUUGAUUUGAUUUUAUAUUUGACAGAAAGAACUGAAACAGAAGAACAAAAGGCAGUGGUUGUGGCAUUCCGUGAUGCCUGGACAGCUUACAAAACUCAUGCCUGGGGUAAAGAUGAACUGCGACCUAUCAGUAAAUCACAUAGUACAUGGUUUGAUAUUGGAUUAACUAUUGUUGACUCUUUAGAUACAUUAGUGAUACUUGGAUUAAAGAAAGAGUUUGAAGAAGCUAGAGAGUGGGUAGAGAAAGAGUUAUUAUUUGAUAAAAGUAGAUCUGUUAAUCUAUUUGAGAUAACUAUAAGAGCUCUAGGUGGAUUGUUAAGUACAUAUCAUUUAACUGGUGAUACAUUAUUCAGAGAUAAAGCUAAAUUACUAGGUGAUAAGUUGAUGCCUUGUUUCAAUACACCUUCUAAAGUACCUUAUUCUGAUGUCAAUUUAAAGACUGGCAAGGCUCAUUCUCCUAGUUGGUCACCUGAUAGUAGUACAUCUGAGAUCUCAACCUUACAAUUAGAGUUUCGUGAUUUAUCUCGUGUUACUGGUGAUGAGAAAUAUGAAGAUGUUGCCAGUAAAGUGUCAGAACAUCUCCAUAAUCUACCUAAAACUAAUGGUCUGGUACCAAUAUUUAUCAACGUACAGUCUGGUAAUUUCCGACCUUCAUCAACUAUCACAUUUGGGGCUAGAGGAGAUAGUUAUUAUGAAUAUUUAUUAAAACAAUGGAUACAAACAGGCAAAAAGAAUUCAGUAUAUAAAGAUGAUUAUAUAGAAUCUAUAGAAGGUGUAAAAGAUAAAUUACUAAGAAAAUCAGAACCUAGUAAAUUAACAUUUAUUGGUGAAUUACUCUCUGGUAGAACUUUUAGUCCGAAAAUGGAUCAUCUUGCCUGUUUCCUACCUGGUACACUAGCUUUAGGAACAUAUUUUGGAUUAAAGGAAGAUCAUCUAGAAUUAGCCAAAGAAUUAAUGCAUACUUGUUUUCAAAUGUAUGCUAGAAUGCCAACUAAACUAAGUCCUGAAAUAACAUACUUUAAUUUAGCACCUGGUGCUCCAGAAGAUCUAAUUGUGAAGCCUUUGGAUGCCCAUAAUUUAUUACGACCAGAGACUGUAGAAAGUUUACUGUAUUUAUAUAGAAUUACUGGUGAUAAAAAAUAUAGACAAUGGGGCUGGAUAAUAUUUCAGGCAUUUGAAAAAUAUACCAAAGUUCCUAGUAUGGGCUAUUCCUCUAUUAAUAAUGUCAAAUCAUUAAAGCCCAAUUUUAAAGAUAAAAUGGAAAGUUUCUUUUUGGCAGAAACAUUAAAAUAUCUAUAUCUUCUAUUUAGUGAUGAUCCUUUGUUUUUAUCUUUUGAUAAAUAUGUUUUUAAUACUGAAGCUCAUCCUUUACCUAUUUAUAACUCAUAA
Messenger RNA from Lottia gigantea (owl limpet), 1398 nucleotides. RefSeq lists its product as hypothetical. Gene Ontology annotation, cellular component: endoplasmic reticulum; membrane. Lineage: Eukaryota; Metazoa; Mollusca; Gastropoda; Lottiidae. The coding region runs from base 1 to 1398 and encodes 465 amino acids. The transcript is spliced from 7 exons. Gene Ontology annotation, molecular function: mannosyl-oligosaccharide 1,2-alpha-mannosidase activity; calcium ion binding. Gene Ontology annotation, biological process: carbohydrate metabolic process; N-glycan processing. The record is from RefSeq and is a predicted model, not a curated record.